GCUUCACAAUUAUUUGCCCCACCAGCACUGAGGUACUUCAGAGCAAGAACAACCCUUGACAUCGCGCAAUCUCAUCCGAUCGAGCGCCAAGUUCUUUCUCUCCCGUGCCCGAUUGUAUUCCAGAGGACUUUCGUCUUUGGUCGAGGGAAAAGUGAAGCUUUCCCCCAGGGGAGCUGCCGCGUUCGCCAUGCUCCGGUCAAAGUUGACGGACAGUCCCCUCCUCAAGGUCUCUCGGCCAGUGUCCGCAUGUUCAAGGUGUCGCUCUGCUAAAGUCAAGUGUGAUAAUAAGCUCCCGGCAUGUACGGCGUGUGAAAAAGCCGGGCGCGAGAAGGAGUGCACCGCGGCUAACGACCAGUUUGCUCGUGGGAAGGAAAGGAGCUAUGUCGCGGCGUUGGAGCUCAGGAUAGAGAAGCUGGAGCGGAGACUCGGUUAUGCUCGCUCCAUGAAAGAUUCAGUAGCAUUGAAUGGUCCUGAUGAACCUCCCGCCGGUGACCCGAACCGGAAAGACUCGAUGGCGUUUAUUCGGGCCGCCAUCCACCGAAAAGCCGUGCAGACACAGGAGGAUGCAGAUAUCAACACGCUGGUGUCAGACUUUGGCUACCUAGCCGUAAAUACCACCACCCGCGACUUCGAGCCGUCCGAGUCGAACAUGACUUUUGCCCGCCUGGUCCUCGCGGCCUCGACCAACGAGCCAGUUCCAACGCCUAGGACAGCGGACCUGCCAGCGGAGUCGACCGCGAGGGCUCUUGUUCAGUUCUACGAAACCAAUGUCAUACCCAUCUACCCGGUGUUCCCCGGCACUUUGCUACAUGCUCUGGUUAGCGACCUGUACCAACAACACCGACGGCAAAUUAGGAGUUCGGAAUACUGGUUGUUCUGGAUGGUCCUCGCCAUCAGCUCUGCGUCACAGAGCCGGAGCCGGCGGGAUGAACACUACCAACAUGCUGUCGAGUUCGUUGGACGAGCGCUGCCACACGCCGACAGGGCGCUGCGGCCGGGAUACGGAACGCAGGUCCAAUCUCUAUUGCUCCUUACGCAGUACUCGAUGCUCGACCCUGCUCAUUUUGACAGUUGGCAUCCAAUUGGCUUCACCUGCCGUGCUGUGGUCGACCAAGGUUUACAUCAGGAUCCGCCGCACAUCCAGCAAAUGGGCCAAGAUGCGUUAAAUGAACGCCGCAGGACCUUCUACUGCACCUACGCUCUCGAUAGGGCAAUAAGCAUGGUUCAUGCCCGCGCAUUCUCCUUUUACGAUGAGGCCGUGUGCGUGGCUCUCCCCUCGCCGUUCCAGGCAAGUAGCACCCUCUCAGGCAGCACCACAGCCAAACGAUCCCCGGACGCCUCUCUUCCUCUUUUCAGGCUACGCCAAUUGCAGUCGGAGUGGUAUCAGGCGCUUUACCAAGGCAACCCAAACGAACACCUACCAGACAUCACCUCCUUCAUCUGGCAAAAAUACCGUGAGAUGUGGGAAUGGUCCGAGAGGUUGCCGCCCGAUAUGCCGGCGGCCAUCCGCGAGAUGCUCGAGUUGGAGUUGCGCUACAGCUACGUUUACUGCAUUGCUUCUAACGCCAGAGGAGCUCAAGUGUCGGCUUAUGGAAAGCUCCUGAUCUUUGACCACGUCAUCUCGUACGUUGACAGGAUAUAUGACAUCGCAAAACUCGCGGAAAACGCUGCCGUUUACACUUACCACGAUGCUCUCAGAGUACUUUUCAUGGGAUCGCAGUUCGUCGCGGUUCUGCAGGAGAUCGGCGAUCUGAUUCUGUCGGGGUCAUCCAUCCCUUCCCCCGCGCCGGGGAAAGUGUUACCUCCCCCGCGGCCAGUGAGGCUCGACAGGGGUACCGGUGAUGACUUAGAUCGCAGUGUGCGAUGUUUAGAAAGAGUGAAGCUUACCUUGAGGCUGUAUGGCGAUAGGUGGGAGAGCGCCUUGUCCUGUCUGAAGAACUUCGAGGGGUUGUCAGCCGAGGUGUGGAAGAACCUCACGACCAGACAAGCCAUGAGAAACCCAGCGCCAACGGGCCAAUGGCUACCCAUACCGGGAGCUUAGUCUGUUUAGUUCCGGUCCCGAAUGAUCCAACAUGAUCCAACAACAAACACCGUGACCGAAAGAUGGGCUGGGGUGGAUUGGGGUGGAUGGUGGAGGUGGGGGUAC
Chaetomium fimeti is the source of this 2146-nucleotide messenger RNA. RefSeq names its product fungal-specific transcription factor domain-containing protein. The transcript has 6 exons. The record is from RefSeq and is a predicted model, not a curated record. Gene Ontology annotation, biological process: DNA-templated transcription; positive regulation of transcription by RNA polymerase II. Gene Ontology annotation, molecular function: zinc ion binding; DNA-binding transcription factor activity, RNA polymerase II-specific; sequence-specific DNA binding. The coding region runs from base 188 to 2041 and encodes 617 amino acids. NCBI's taxonomy places the organism in Eukaryota, Fungi, Ascomycota, Sordariomycetes, Sordariales, Chaetomiaceae.